Messenger RNA from Cadophora gregata, 1038 nucleotides. RefSeq lists its product as uncharacterized. The transcript has 2 exons. Bases 1 to 1038 code for a protein of 345 amino acids. NCBI's taxonomy places the organism in Eukaryota, Fungi, Ascomycota, Leotiomycetes, Helotiales, Ploettnerulaceae. The record is from RefSeq and is a predicted model, not a curated record.
AUGGGCAAGAGAUCACAGCACAAGAAGCAGCUCCGGGCUCAGCACAAACGCCAGCAGAGCAAGAAAGUUGAAGUUCAUCCUGCAUCUGUUCCAGUCAAGCCAUGUCGCAAUCGACCUAAUAUUCUCACCUUACUCACUAUUCCGCUCGAAAUCAGAUACAAGAUUUUCGACACCAUAGCCAACGGAACCCAUACUAUCACUAUCGCACCAAAUCUACAUAUCUACAGCCCUCUUAUCGGUCUCACCUUCACUCAUCCUCAGCUCGAACAUGAAAUCGCACAAUGGCGUAAAUGCUACACUCGACCUGCGAUUCACCCUGUCUUUGGUGACUUCAACCCUACCCACACCACAUUCAAGAUCACUUUCCGAUCCAACGAGCGAAGAGUCACCCGCAUCUACGAACCAGAAGAUGCGAAAAGCAAGAUGCUGAAUUUAGAGCUGUGGAAGCGCGCUAUGGAUUUGGUUGGCACCAACAAGCAAUUCGAGGUCAACAUGGCGAUCAGAUACCUCACCAAAAGACUGUGGGAAUGGAAGCCGAUCAUGGGAAGACAUAAGAAGCACACAGUGGAGUUCCGAAAGAUGCAAGAAAAGUUGCGGCACCUGGUCUUUGAUGAGGAACUUCAUGGCAACGUAUUUGUCAUCAACUCUCCUCGGAUGUAUGAAGAACCAUUUGGAGAGAAGCCAAUGCUGGAUAUCAAGCCUGCUGUGUCGAAUCGUCUCCCCGCUACCUCGAGCAAUCAGGUAGCCUGCUACUAUCGAAGUUUGGGUAUGCAGAUCAACAGUGAAGCCUUGAAGGACUUAGAGCGUUUUCAAAAUCCUCAAGAUUUGGAGGAGCGUCAGGCGGCUUUCAGGGAUGUCAAGCUCGAAGAAAAGCCGAGAUUGAUUUGCGCAAACUUUGGCCAUUUUCGCCCACUGAAAAAGACAAAUGCCCACAUUACUGUGAAGAUGAAUACACGCACACUUUCAACACCUGGUUCACCUUCACUUGCACUACUAAAUUACACCCCUGAAGGGGCUCUCUCAAGCUGGCUCUAUUGA